Molecule: messenger RNA, 2931 nt
Organism: Cheilinus undulatus (humphead wrasse)
Lineage: Eukaryota; Metazoa; Chordata; Actinopteri; Labriformes; Labridae
Product: zinc finger protein OZF-like
Exons: 2
Coding region: 467-1912 (481 amino acids)
Cellular component (GO): nucleus
Source: RefSeq, a predicted model, not a curated record
CAUAAUGGCGACAGGUCUACGCUGUCUCGUCAUCGUUUGUCUUUUAUCCUUGGUGUCCAUUGUUAUCUUUUGAGUCUAGCAGCCGCAGUAAUUAUAUCUUUGAUCAUCAGUGUGUCUUAAUCAACAUCUGACUUGACUUCGUGUUGAUUUUCGCUUCCUUAAUGUUCUUCCUCCUCUUGAUCUUCCGGUACACCGAAGCUAGUUUAGCUUAGCAUGCUAUCUGUAGACAGAGGUGACGGGAAUGGAACUUGGCAGCACAGUGCUGCUGUCAGAGCGAAUCCUUACUUGAGUUAACGUUAUUUAGAUGGAGUUUGGAGAAGGUUCUGUUGUGUGGAAGUGUCUUCUGUCAACAGUCUGAUAGUUUUUGUUAACCACAGACUGAGUGAAGAGAGACUGGGCUGUUUGGAGGAACGACAGCAGAGAAAGAAGAACAGCUUCAUCGAUCAAAAGAGGAAACUGAGAGAAAAUGGAAACUUCUGGAGGCUCUCUGCACUCAGCGUUAUCUAGAAAGAGCAGAUGUCGAGCCACUGUUGGUGAUCCUCCCUCUGAGCAGCAGGAGUGGAGCCCCAGUCUGGACCAGGAGGACACUAACCCUUUGCACAUUAAAGAGGAAGAGGAAGAACAGGGGAUCAGCCAGGAGGGACUGGACGGAGUUAACACCUUCGAGUUCCCCUUCAUUCCUGACCCUGUGAAGAGUGAAGAUGAGGAAGAGAAACCACAAAUUUCACAGCUUCAUGAAGUACAAACAGAACAGAUGGAAAGUGAAGCUGAUGGAGAGGAAUGUGGUGGAUCUGAACAGUCGUGGAACUCAGAUUCAGAGGGAGAUUUACAUCCAGAGAUUGAGAUCAAGCUUGAAGACUCCUCUGAAGCUGAGACGGAUGUCAGUGAUGAUUGGAGUGAUACAACAGAACAUCAGUCAGGUUCAAACUCUGGAAGAAAAUUCGUACAGAAGAGAUCAGCCCUGUCUAAGAAAUCGCAUAGCUGCUCUGAGUGCGAUAAAACAUUCAGAUGGAAAUGUCAUCUGACUGUUCACAUGAGAAUUCACUCAGGAGAGAAACCUUUCAGCUGCACUCAGUGUGGCAAAAAAUUCCACCAUAAGUGGUCUCUAGUCCAUCACAUGAGAUUUCACUCAGGAGAGAAACAUUUCAGCUGCCCUGUGUGUGGGAAAAAGUUUGGACAGAAAGGACACCGGAAUGUGCACAUGCUAGUUCACAGUGGAGAGAAACAAUUCAGCUGCUCCUACUGUAGUAAAAGAUUCAAUCACAAAGGAAAUCUACUUAAACACAUGAAGAUUCACCAGGAAGAGAAACCCUUUAGCUGCCCACAAUGUUUUAAAACCUUCACAUUUAAAGGGACUCUUAUCAAUCACAUAAGAGUACACCAAAAUGAUAAGCCCUUUGGCUGUAAUGUCUGUGGUAAAUUAUUUCUAUUUCAGUCAGCACUUACUACACACAUGUUUGUUCAUACUGGAGAGAAACCCUUUAGCUGCUCUGAGUGUGAUAAAAGUUUUAAACAGAGGUCUAACCUGACCAGACACAUGUUAAGUCACACAGGGGAGAAACGCUUCAGCUGCUCUGAGUGUGACAAAAAAUUCACUCAGAAGUCUAAUCUGAGCAAACACAUGUUGGUUCACACAGGAGAGAAACCCUUCGGCUGCUCUGUAUGUGGAUUAAGAUUCAACCAAAAGGGUAAUCUGACCUCACACAUGUUGCUUCACACGGGAGAAAAGCCCUUUAGCUGCACUGAGUGUGAUAAAAAAUUUAAUAAAAAGUUUCAUCUGAAUUCACACAUGUUGACUCACACAGGAGAGAAACCCUACACCUGCUCUGAGUGUGACAAAAGAUUUCACAAGAAGUUUGAUCUGAACCGACAUGUUUGUUCACACAGUAGAGAAAACCUUCAGCUGCUAUGAGUGAGGUAAAAGAUUGCAGCAAUGGUAGUGUGAAGUCAGAGAGACCCCCCAGCUGCAGGGUUUUUUUUUAAUCAAAGGCAUAAACUGUGAAAAAGACAGGUGUGUUAGAGAUUAGCUUCAGGAUGCAAAAUAAAAAGAGCUAAUGAGGAGGACUGUAAGACAAAAACCAGGCCAACUUGUGUCAAGGAAAAAUUACAACCACAGACUGAGGACAAGUCUGAUGACUCAUCUGAAGCUGAGACUGAAGACAGAUGAGAUAAUUACAGGGAGACCAGAGAAUAUCAAUUAGGUUUAAUCUUUAAAAAAUUAAUAAGUGAUGUAAGACCUGAUUAAGCAUCAACUGAUCUGGAGGAGGACGUGGAUUUUGAAGAGCAGAAGAGGAGUGAGGUGGUAUCUAUGGUGUCUGGACCUUGCUUUUCUUUUCUUGCAUAUGUUUCAAGAAUUAUUUUGCAUUUGUUCCAGCAGAUUGAGUGGGAAACAGAUCAGAGGGGAGAGCGUGGAGAGUAGAGAGUAAGGCGGGAAAGGAGUCACAGGCUGGACUUGAGCUAGGACUGCUCAUGUACACCAGGCGAGGUAAACGCUACACCAUCUGUACCCCAGGAUGUGUUGUUCUUACCUUGUGCAGGAGGUAGAUACAUACCAGUAUCCAAUCCCUGUAUCGAGAAAUGGUUGCUGAUAUUAAGCCAAAGUACUCAUACUUUUAAAAAUCUGCAAAUACUGUACUUGGUAUGUCAAAUUUGGACUUGUGUGCAGUUUGUUGAAAUUACAACAUAAACAACGAUGACAAAAGUGGUGGAGAAUGAAAACUAUGCACUGAUAAAUUGUCAAGAGGAGGGAUGAAGAAUAUCUGAUGAAAUAAACUUUCACAAUAAUUUAUUGAACAAAAUGGUAUCCAUAAGCACUCUUAUCAGGACUCAGUAUCAGUGAGUAUGCUAAUAAAAGUACUUUUUCUUGGUCUAGAAAUGAACGUCUUGUUUCCCUUUUUUGUUUUUCUUAGGUUAGAUUUGUUUCAAAUCUAU